Messenger RNA from Camelina sativa (false flax), 347 nucleotides. RefSeq names its product putative defensin-like protein 146. The record is from RefSeq and is a predicted model, not a curated record. NCBI's taxonomy places the organism in Eukaryota, Viridiplantae, Streptophyta, Magnoliopsida, Brassicales, Brassicaceae.
UAUUCAUUCAUAAAAUCUACGAUGAAGAAGACAUUCCAACUAUCACUCACCAUUCUAACUUUCUUCAUCAUUCUUGAGCUAGGAGUGUUGGGGAAUAUGCAACAAAGAAGACCAGCACAAUGCUAUACUAAUAUUCCAAACAAAUCCGGAAAAUGCGUUCCUGCAGAAUGUAAAGCUGCGUGUACGAAGAUGCACAAGGUCAGUGCAAGUAUUUGUCUACCUCCUGGGAAGUGCCGCUGCUAUUAUUUUUGCUCUUAAUUUAUUUUUAUGACAAAACUUGAGUUAUAUUGUAUUCAAUCAGAAAAUAACUAAUAAAAAUACUGAUAUAUACUUAUAAUAUACCUUGU